CCUCCAUUGUUGCAAGUCGUCCAUUGAUCCGCCUGCCAGUAUAUAUAGCACCUCUCCUCGGCCAAUAUGUCUACCUUUGCCAUCUCCACCAGACUUGCAAGACGUGCAAUUGUACCCUACGCGUCCACCUUUACUCGUCCCCAGAUAUCAUAUACAGCUCACCAGUAAGCACGCGCCUUCCAUCCCACCAAGAUGGCUGGCAACCGUAUUGUGACGUUAGAUGCGUCUCUCAUCCCCCGCUUACCAGAGUCCUCCCCAACCCUCUUCGAAGCAAAGAAGCAAAAGAACUUGACCUUUGAGGCCAUUGCAAAGCACAUUGGCCGUGAAGAAGUCGCCGUCGCAGCCCUGUUCUACGGACAGGCGCAGGCGUCGGCAGAGGACAUCAAAGGCCUCUCAGAGCUGCUCGGAAUACCCUCGGAGAAGUUGGAGUCGCAGCUUUCUGGCAUCCCCGAUCGCGGCCAUACGCUGGAUAUGCCUCCAAGAGAGCCUCUGAUCUACAGACUCUUCGAGAUCGUGCAAAACUAUGGAUAUGCAUAUAAGGCUGUGUUGAACGAGAAGUUUGGCGAUGGCAUCAUGAGCGCAAUCAGUUUCUCGACUAAGGUGGAAAAGGAGACGGACGAGAAGGGAGAUUGGGCUGUCAUUACGCUCAGGGGUAAAUGGCUUCCAUACUCGCGGUUCUAGACGACGAGACAAAAAUUACUUCGUGGCGGAUGUAUGGUCCUACCAUUGGUAGUAUGAGG
Messenger RNA from Mytilinidion resinicola, 740 nucleotides. RefSeq names its product cyanate hydratase. Lineage: Eukaryota; Fungi; Ascomycota; Dothideomycetes; Mytilinidiales; Mytilinidiaceae. The record is from RefSeq and is a predicted model, not a curated record. Bases 193 to 681 code for a protein of 162 amino acids. The transcript is spliced from 3 exons. Gene Ontology annotation, molecular function: DNA binding; cyanate hydratase activity.